Molecule: messenger RNA, 1864 nt
Organism: Falco peregrinus (peregrine falcon)
Lineage: Eukaryota; Metazoa; Chordata; Aves; Falconiformes; Falconidae
Product: indoleamine 2,3-dioxygenase 2
Exons: 10
Coding region: 134-1372 (412 amino acids)
Biological process (GO): 'de novo' NAD+ biosynthetic process from L-tryptophan
Cellular component (GO): cytoplasm
Molecular function (GO): metal ion binding; indoleamine 2,3-dioxygenase activity; heme binding
Source: RefSeq, a predicted model, not a curated record
CCCCCAGGACAAGGUACGUUCCCCUCCCGGGGCUGGGGCACGCGGCGCUGGCUCAGCACAUACCGGGAGCAGGGCAGCCUGCACGUCUCCGUCGAGCCAGAGCACAUCUUGAUCCUGCAGCCAGCACCUGGUGAUGGAGGCCGACGACAGCACAGAGGAGACCCUGCUGCCUCUGGCGCUGACAAGGUUUCAGCUCUCCGAGGAGUACGGCUUCCUUCUUCCUGAUCCUCUGACAGAGCUGCCGGCACCCUACGGUCCCUGGAUGGAGAUUGCCCAUGACCUGCCUCAGCUGAUCACAAGCCAUCAGCUCCGCUCACGAGUUCACCAGAUGCCGCAGCUGAGCGCCCAGCACCUCCGAGGGCAUGAGGAGCUGCACUUGGCGCACCUGGUUCUCAGCUUCAUCACGAUGGGCUACCUCUGGCAGGAGGGCGAGGAGGGCACCGUGAAGGUCCUGCCCCGAAAUCUCGCUGUCCCCUUCUGGGAGGUCUCGCAGGCCCUCGGCCUCCCACCCAUCCUCAGCCAUGCGGACUUUGUGUUGGCCAACUGGAGGAGAAAGAACCCCAACGGGCCUCUGGAAAUUGAGAACCUGGACACCAUCAUCUCGCUGCCUGGGGGUGAGAGCCUGCGAGGCUUCAUCCUUGUCACCCUCCUGGUUGAGAAGGCUGCUGUGCCUGGGAUUAAGGCAGUCGUUCAGGCCAUUCGUGCCAUCCUGCAGCUGGAUGAGGAGACUCUGUGCAAAGCCCUGCAGGCACUGGCAGAAGCCAUCAGGGACAUGAGCAAGGCUUUGAAACAGAUGCACGACUAUGUGGAUCCAACAGUAUUUUACACUGUGAUCCGGAUCUUUCUCUCUGGCUGGAAGGAUAACCCUGCCAUGCCGGAGGGGCUGAUAUACGAAGGUGUAGCUGACGAGCCCAUGGCGUACUCGGGAGGGAGCGCAGCGCAGAGCGCUGUCCUUCACGCUUUUGAUGAGCUCCUGGGGAUUCGCCACAGCGAGGAGAGCACCACCUUCCUCCACAGGAUGAGGGACUACAUGCCCCCACCCCACAGAGCCUUCGUGGAGGAGAUCCGCCGUGCCCCAUCCCUGAAGCAACAUGUGCUCUCCUCCGGAGACACACAGCUCCGUGCAGCUUUCAACCAGUGCAUCUCUGAGCUAGCAGACUUCAGGUCCUACCACAUCACCAUUGUCACCAAGUACAUCACUGUUGCAGCAGCCAAAGCCAAGGCCAGACAGGCAGAGCUGUGUGACAGGGUUGGCCCCUCUGCGGGGAAGCUCCCAUCUGCACUGGAGGCCAAAGGGACCGGAGGGUCCCACAUCUUCAGCUUCCUGAAAAGUGUCAGGGACACCACCAGGGAAGGGAUGAUAAGUGCCUGACUUGCCCCAAGGGUUUGCAAGGCACUGCUCAAGGCGGGUGCAGGAGGCCAAACGGCUCCGGUGCAUGCUGCAGCACACGAGCCAAAGUCCAACUGCAGCGACCUGCACCAAAAUUCUCCUCUCCGCAGCACCCUUCCUGCUCGUGCAUGUCUGGGAUGUGGAACGUGCUCUGGGUUGUCAAAGGAGGAGAGCACUGUUGCUGGUAAGCCCCAAAAGGCAUGCAGUGAGUGCAGCAUCCUGCCAUCGCACUGGGAUGGGCACAGCAUCCUUCCGUGGCACUGGAAUGGCAAUGACAACCUUCCACAGCAGUAGGAUGGGUGCAGCAUCCUUCCACGGCACUGGGAUGUGCACAGCAACCUUCCACGGCACUGGGAAGAGCGGUAUCCGUCCCAGCCCUGCCUGCUGUGCCCCACCACGCUCAUUCCCCGCGGGUGGGGGCUGCCACUCCGCUGGGGGCGACACGGGCUAAUAAAGCAGCGAUUCCCAAACCCA